This is a messenger RNA of Elaeis guineensis (African oil palm), 3835 nucleotides long. RefSeq lists its product as uncharacterized. The record is from RefSeq and is a predicted model, not a curated record. Gene Ontology annotation, molecular function: RNA binding; ubiquitin-protein transferase activity. NCBI's taxonomy places the organism in Eukaryota, Viridiplantae, Streptophyta, Magnoliopsida, Arecales, Arecaceae. Gene Ontology annotation, biological process: protein ubiquitination. Gene Ontology annotation, cellular component: CCR4-NOT complex.
GACAAAACGAUCCACAAGAGGAGAGGGUUUGGUUCGUUCUCGACCCCUGGUUCCUUCCCGUUUCUCGCCGAGCGCUUUCUCACCUCCUUCCUUUCCCCUUUCCUCCCCUCCGAUUCGAGUUGCCUUCGCGAUCAGGUUCCCCCCAAUGACAACCAUGAGUGACGAUGGAGAGAAGACGUGCCCUUUGUGCGCCGAGGAGAUGGACCUGACUGACCAGCAGUUGAAACCAUGCAAAUGUGGAUACGAGAUUUGUGUUUGGUGUUGGCAUCAUAUAAUGGAUAUGGCUGAGAAGGAAGAAACAGAAGGGCGAUGUCCGGCAUGCCGAACACCAUAUGACAAAGAAAGGAUUGUUGGAAUGGCUUCCAAGUGUGAAAGGGUGGUAGCUGAGAUUAAUGCUGAAAAGAAACUAAAGUCUCAAAAGGCAAAGCCCAAAGCAUCAGCAGAAGCUAGGAAGCAUCUUGGCAGUGUUAGAGUGAUACAACGGAACCUUGUGUACAUAAUUGGACUACCUUCUAAUUUAUGCGAUGAAAGUAUACUUGAGCGCAGGGAAUACUUCGGCCAGUAUGGGAAAAUUUUAAAAGUAUCAAUUUCUCGCUUAACAGGUGCUGCGGCCCAGCAAGCAUCCAAUAACAACACAUUUAGUGUGUACAUAACAUAUGCUAGAGAGGAGGAAGCCAUUCGAUGUAUUCAAGCUGUGCACAAUUUUGUUUUGGAAGGUAAAUCUUUGAGAGCUUGCUUCGGCACUACGAAGUAUUGCCAUGCUUGGCUGAGAAAUAUGGCUUGCAACAAUCCAGAUUGUCUAUAUUUGCAUGACAUUGGUAGCCAAGAGGAUAGCUUCACUAAAGAUGAGAUAAUUUCAGCUUAUACAAGGAGUCGGGUCCCACAAAUUGCUUCAAAUAAUUCACAACGACGCUCGGGGAAUGUGUUGCCACCUCCAGUAGAUGAUUUAUCUAGCAGUGGGAUGGUUACAGGCAAACAAGCAGUCAAGAAUGUCUCAAAUAAUGCUCCAAGCCAUGCCAAAGGUUCUCCUCCUAAUACUUGUCCGGGAAAGCCUACUGUUUUACCUCCUGCUGCUUCAUGGGGACUUCGCGGUUCAAAUUGCCGGACUCCGGCUGUAAGUGCAGCAUGCUCACAAACUCCUGUUAAGCAGAAAGUAGAAAUGUUAAAUGGUACAUCCUUGUUUUCGUCAUUGACUGCAAGCACAAAACAGUCUUCUGCAUGGCAUGAUGAUGUAGUUACAACAUCGAAGAUUCCAGAAAGAGUGCACGUAAUGCCUAUGGAUGGCAUAUCUAGACCCUUAGAACCAUCAAAAUCUGGUUCUGUGAAGGAGUGCCGAACAGUGGUGUCAUCAGAAGCUCUUACAGAUGCAGAUUGUGCUUCUGUACCCUCUGCAUGGAAUGAUGAUGUGAUUGUACCAUCUGAGAAAUCAGAGCCUUUCAAAUCUGUUAAUGAGGAGUCCGGGAUGUCUGAGUCAGAUUUAUCGCUUGAUGAUGUACUGGAUUCACCUCCUACUUCUCAAAAUUUUGGUAGUUGCUUAUCUAGACUUCUAGCCCCGGUAGCUGAAGACAAGGGAAGGGGCACCACUCUUGCUGGGAGCAACACGGAGGCAAUGAACAACCGUAGUCCUAAAGGUACUGAUGGACGAUCUUCUAGUGCUGAUAAAGCUGCUAAAGGUAGUAUAACUGUGAAUGGUAACAUAGGGAGUUUAUGUUUGGGCUUGUCUUCAGUGAAUAUUGAUAACCAUAUUGGGCAUGGUCAGUCAAACAUGGACCAGCGUCAGACUUCAAAGUCUGAGCUAUCUUCAAGACCUCAACAUUGUCAAUCUAAACAUGGGGUUGAACAUUUAUCUUCAGAGCCACGGAGCAGAGCCUCAGUUGUGCCUGAUACAUGUAUUGCAAAUGAAUUAUUUGCUUGGGAUCUGGAGCCACAAAAGCAAGGUUUUACGUCUACAGAAAUUGAGAAGGAAGAUGAAGAUAAUAAUCAGCCAUCAUGUUCAUCUUAUCUACAUUAUCCUGACAAUAUUGCAAAUCAAUCUGGUUCUAGUUCUUGGAAUAAUGGCAUUGCAAUGAAACGCCCGUCAUAUACUGGGGAUGUUAACAGUAUGGAGACAAAGGCAGACAUGGCCUCAUUUCUUUCAAGAGAAAAUAAAUCUGCGCUAUGCAAUGGACACAAGGAGGACGAGUUAAGCUGUUUCUCUAAAAGUGGGAAGGUUUUUGAAAGUCCUGAGAUGAACUGCUCUGAAGAAAGGAUAACAUGUUUAGGGAAAAAUGAUGAUGUAGCUACUUCUGACAAUACAGCAAGUGUAGAUAUAGGAGAAAGCAGCAUCAUUUCGAAUAUAUUGUCACUAGAUUUUGAUCCAUGGGAUGACUCAACCUCAGCAAAUAAUUUUGCUAAGCUGCUUGCUGAAACUGAAAAGCAGGAUAGGUUGUCAAAAUUAUCGAGUUCAUGGAGAUCUCUUAAUAGCAAUCAAUCCAGAUUUUCAUUUGCAAGGCAAGAAAGUCAAGCAGGUGGUCCAGAGGCUUCUUUUAGAGACAAUGGUAAUGCGCAGAAAUUAUGCUCAUCUUUGCAGGAUUCUUUUGGAGAUGGUUUCCAACAUGGUUUUCAAUUCAAUAAUUUUGAGGGUCCCAAUGCUGUCUUCAACAAAAAUCCGGCUAUUUCUGUUGAUAGACUUGGAGUUUCAAGGGCUAAAAUAUCAGCGCCACCUGGAUUUUCGGCACCAAGUAGAGCUCCCCCUCCAGGCUUUUCAUCUCAAGAGAGAUUCAACCAGUCUUAUGAUUCAACAUACUCUGAUAAUCAUCUGCUGCGUGGUCCUUCAGUUGGAAAUCAGUAUCAAGCACAUUUAACUGGAAAUCCAGAUGAUGUGGAAUUCAUUGAUCCAGCAAUACUUGCUGUGGGCAAAGGGCGAAUGCCACUUGGAGUAAAUGGUUCAGGGUUUAGUUCAAAACCUGAUUUUCCUUCACAGUUUAGCCCUUCUGAUGGUGAUCCAAGGCUUCAGCUAUUGAUGCAGCAAUCCAUCUCUUCUCAUCAAAAUCUAAGAACACCAGAUCAUAUUGGGGAUAGAUUCUUACCUUUAAAUGAUGCUUAUGUUACAUCUCAGCUCGUAGCUCAAAACCAUGGAAGUUUGUCUCCAUUUGCACCAAUGUCACUCCAACCACCAAGAAGCAUGCACAUUUCAAAUGGCCAAUGGGGUGGUUGGAAUGAUGCAAGAAAUGGCAGUGAAAUUGGCAUGCCUGAGUUCUUGAGGAACGAGAGAUUUGGGCUUAAUGACUUCUAUUCUGGCAAUGAGGAACAUAAGUUUCACAUUGCAAGCUCAGCUGGUCUGUAUAGCAGAGCAUUUGGAUUGUAAUGCUGGUCCGAUGCUGCAUGGCUUUCACCUGUCUUUCGUGCAUCCUAGUGCAUCUCUAGACAUGGAGAAUAGUUGGUUCUUCAGAGUAGAUGACUUUGCCUGGUUGUUGAUUGACAUUUCUGUCACUGAAACCUUGGAGGAGCUCCAUCAAAUAGUACAUGCAAUUUAGGUCUCUUUGGCAACAGGGACACUAUUCAGAGUAAUGUUUGCCAUGCUUAUGUUGAUAGUGUUCGCCGGAGGCAGUGCGGAAGGGUGUCAGUUCAAUUGUGUGCUUGUAUACUUCUUUUCUAUUGGAGGCAGGCUCUGAAGAGAAGGUUUCGUAUCAUAGGUGCUAUUUUGUUUCUUGUCAAGGCUGGAAUGACAUUCAACCUUGAACAAAUGAGACAUGUAACAGCAAAGUGUACAUAGUGUAUCUUUUUUUUUUAUAAUCGGUAAUCAUAGACUAUUUUGAUAUUUUUAAUGAGAAAAUGAUCUGGAUCCUUCUGCUUC